Sinocyclocheilus grahami is the source of this 7531-nucleotide messenger RNA. Its product is annotated as protein Shroom2-like. Gene Ontology annotation, cellular component: adherens junction; cortical actin cytoskeleton; apical junction complex. Gene Ontology annotation, molecular function: actin filament binding. The transcript has 13 exons. The record is from RefSeq and is a predicted model, not a curated record. NCBI's taxonomy places the organism in Eukaryota, Metazoa, Chordata, Actinopteri, Cypriniformes, Cyprinidae. Gene Ontology annotation, biological process: actin filament organization. The coding region runs from base 746 to 5845 and encodes 1699 amino acids.
AUCAGCCUCCUCUCCGACUACUUUUUGUGUUGGGAUAAAAAAAAAACUAAGCAGGAAAUGUAUUUGUUUCGGUUCGUACAACAGUUGGAAAACGUAUAAUGUGGCCGAGGAAAGAGAUGUAAAGUGCGGUGUUCAUCCACUUGUUGAUUGAGUAAGACUCGCGGUUAGCUGGCUAGCUCUACCGGCACACGCACUUAUAACACAAGAUUGGACGAAUGUAACCUUCAGUAUGAGCACAGCGAAACCUUUAUGACUAACUGUUAAUCUGUAAUUCGGAUUUACGACUCGAAUCCGGGCGGUUGCGUUAUCGACAGUCAGUCAGUGAGCGUUUGUUAUUGUUAAUUAGGGAACAAUUGAUGGCGAGACAAACUUAAACGGAAUCCUUUAGCUAAUGCUAACAUAAUGAAAGGGAUUAACGUUAGAUAAACCAUAAACAAACAAGACUAUAUAUUUCGGUCCAUCGCGGUUUGGUUCAAGAAUUGAAACAAAACUAUUUACGUUUGCAAGUUGGUUUUGUAAAUGUACUCUCCUCCACUUUAUUACUAAACAGUGGAUUUAAAUGAUGGACAGCGCCUCGUCCAGAGGAGAAAACAAGGCAACAAAGUAUCCAAGAGAUGUUCACGUGGAAUAGCAUCAACAGCUGCUCUUAAUGUAGAAGACUAUGUAGGAUUUUGACUUUUGGAAUCAAUUUUUUAUAACACAAAAGACUACCAUUCUGUUAUUUGAGAGACAGGUUGUGUAUGCAAUGGACACGAUCAACCAAUAUCCUGUAACGUUAGACUCUGGCUUUCCUGAAGGAGAUCACAGGAUGUUUUACAGUUCGGACAGAUCUGGGAGUUUUGAUGAACAUCAUGGUAAUGGUGAGGGAUGGAAAGCGGUGGAUGUGACCCUUACUGGGGGCGCACCAUGGGGUUUUACCCUGAGAGGUGGACUGGAGCAGGGAGAACCUCUUCUUAUAACCAAGGUGGAAGAGGGCAGCAAGGCCACAACCACAAGACUGCAGGUUGGAGAUGAACUUGUCAACGUCAAUAACAUUUCUCUCAGCGGCUACAGACAAGAGGCCAUCUGCCUAAUCAAAGGAUCCCACAAGACUCUCAGCCUGAUGGUGAAAAGGAAGAUGAAAAUGGUGGAUAUUGUAGCACAGAAAAUGCCAUCAGAGAGCGACGUGCAUAUGGCCCGGAGCUUUCUCACGAAGAUUUUGCGAAGUUCCAUGAGAAAGAACCGAUUUAAAGGGAGAAAUGAACCCAUGAGCAGACCUCACUCCUGGCAUGCCACCAAGUUCAACGAGAGCCAUUCAGAAGCCAAAAACCAGUCCACACCCUCACCGGUCUGGCAAACAAGAAAUGAUGCAAGUUCAUUCUCUUCUGAACUCUCAGCCGGCUGGGAGCAAACAAAUCUACGGAGAGUAUCCGAUCAGUUCAGCUCUUUGGGUAGUAUGGACAGCCUAGAGCAUAGCUCUCAUCCCUGUCCACCUGGUCGUCUUUCCCCAAGCAAGUCCAAUAAUAACAGCACUGAACAUUUGGGUGGUGGUAAACGAGACUCUGCAUACAGCUCCUUUUCUACAAGCUCAGGAACCCCAGAUUACACACAGUCCAAAAUUAACACUGCUUCCACUGAGAACAUGCUGUACAAAAUUAAUCAGUGGGACUCAAGUGGCAGGCACAGCAAUGGCAGACAUAGCCAAAGCCUAAGCAAUGGGGUACGACAAGAUGAGAGGCUUGGAUACUUGCAGCAUCUCUCAAAUUCAGUUAGCCAUGAGAUCCCAAAAGCUGAAGAACAGCCAGGCACUCGGCAUUCAAGCUCUGGAAGAGUUAGUGUUGGACCUGUCUGGCAUGUCCCAGAUGUGAAGAAAAAUAUAGUAUCCUCCACUCCACCUCCCACUCCACCGACACGCAGUGAUAGUUUUGCAGCUACCAAGGUACAUGAGAAGGGUUUGAUCACAGGCUCCUCUGAGGGCCUUGGUGUUCACGCCCAGUUAAAGCCUCAGGUAAAAGCAUUGCAAAAGGCAGGAGAAACUCAUGAAAGCAUGCAGAGGUCUCACCAAGUCAACGAGACAGGUCUUGAGGGUCGACGCGAUUAUAACCUGCCAUCCAAAAAUGAUUCCUCAAAUCCCUACAUUUCAUCCGAUGCCCAUCAUCAGUAUCCACACCAUAUGUCAUCAGACAAGACAUACUCCCUAUCAACGACAGAUGUCAGAGAUAGACAUCAAUCCUAUGCCCAUGUUCCAUACCAUCCACGGCAGUACAGCGAUGAGGGCACUUUCCACGCUCAAACUAGGACAAUACCAGCACUGAAACCUCCAUUCAGUGGCUACUUUAGCAGUAUGCAGGAGCUGUCCACAAACAACCACAUGCAACUCAAUAGCCACAAUCAAACUAGAAGGCCAGCUGCAUCACUGUCCAGUCACGUUGGAGUUACCUCUCAUCAUAUCGCUCAGGGAAUGUCCCAGGCUUCUUUAGUGAGAGUUGAUGACUCUAAAGCUUCUUCAGUCUCGGAAAUGUCACACAGUGGACAGGACAGGAUGUCCAUAGGUUCACAAGGAGGAGCAAAAGACCGCUAUUUCCCACCUCAGUCACAGCACCAUGAUACAGAUCAUAAAGACAAUAAUGCCUCCUUCAAACAAAUUGACAUCUAUCAUCGCAGAAUGAUGAGCCAAAAGCAACACCAUGUGUCUAGCUCAGAUGAGCAUUCUGGUAGUUAUCCCCCCAGUAAGAAACCCGAGCACAGGAGAAGUGCUGUUCAUCUCCAUCUUAAAGAGUACUCACAACAACCCUUUCCAACUAAAAGCGAGUCAAAGAUAUGUCCCCAGAAAACACCUAUGCUUUAUUCUCUGGCCCAAGAGCACAAUGGCAUGGAGGACUGUCAAGAGGAGAUCAACAGUGGAAGUGCACAACAGGAAGCCCUUGACAGUCAGAGUGGCAAACAUGCAAGACGAAGUGACCGAUUUGCCACCACCUUGCGCAACGAGAUCCAGAUGAGGAGAGCCCAGCUUCAAAAGAGUCGAAGCGCAGCCACUUUAGAAAGUCCGGUUGAAGCUGUAGAAGAUCCUGCUGUCUGGAAGACCACUGGAACUUCUUCUCCCUCCUCGGAUGGCUGCUUUUCCAGCUCUUAUAAAGACCAUCUGAAAGAAGCCCAGGCCAGAGUCCUCCAGGCUACAUCCUUUAGGAGAAAAGACCUUGAGCCAGUCUUGUUUGAGCAUCCAGGUACUGAGGGUCCCACUCGGAAAGACACACCUCCGCUUCCAGGUGUCUCCGAGGUCCCACCUAGCAAACCCACCUCAGUGAGUAAUCAGGUGCUUCGCAUUGGUAGCCGCAAACGAUUUUCUGCAGAAAAGAAAGUUCGGUCUUUUUCUGAGCCAGAUAAUAUUCAUGAAGUAGGAGCUAAUGAGCGCUCCAGUGUGCCUGAUAAUGCUGCACCCUUAGAAAAUCGGCACAGAUUAUUUGAGGCAGCGGGGAAACCAGCUUUCCCUAAACCUAUGCCAAAGCAAAACCUGCAGAUAUCUGAAGACACGAGACUGUCCAAGUCUGGAGGCAUGCAUUAUUCUGCAAGGAGUGACACAGCAGGGCAGAGUAAUAGUGAAAGCUCAACCCCCAUAGAACACCACCUUAACGAAGGUCAGGAUGGCCCUCACUCGGUGAACCAGCAAGCCAUGCUAGAACAACAGCGACUUGGCACCUUUGCGGAGUAUGAGGCCAAAUGGAACAUCCAGAGGAAAGCAGCCGAACCAAGGGUAUCUGGACGAUAUCACUCCGCUGAUAACAUCCUUGAUACAGGGAAUGAGAGACCGAGUAAACCCACCUGUGUGCAUGAAAGAUCUAGAUCCUCCCCUUCUGCUGACUUCUAUGGGCAGAAACUUCCAGUUCAAGAAAAGCAGUCAGCUGACUAUUCCAAACCUGAGACAAAUCUCUGCGAACAGGAUAAGAAUAGUACAAGCCACUGGUUCUAUACAUCCAGCAGGUUACAUGAAAAAGGAUACAGUGAACUCAUAUGCAAGGAGAAACCAGAAGCACCUCCUUUGGCUUUGACUGAAGACCUGGAGAAAAAGGCUUUAGAUCCUCCAUCCAGUCAUCAUAAAACUGCACUGCAUUUCUCUGACCAUAACACUCGCAGUGAAUCUUCAGCCCUCUCCAAAAACAAGAUCUCUGUUCUCUUGCCCCAUCUGGAGAAGUACAAAUGCCCUGAGGGCACACCUCCUCCUCUUAGCAAAUUUCAGGAGGUCCAGCCUGGAUCACAAGGAGGAGUCUUGGCCUCACUUUCUCCUAUCAACAAUCAAAGUUCCGCCCCUCUUUCAGUCUCUGUUCCCUGGAAGGGUUCAGAGCACAGCAAAGGGCCAACCAGGGAGGAGGAGCUACAAGAAGAGCUUGUGCCUCCUCCCUUUCCACCUCCUCCUCCUCCAGCUGUCCUGCCCACCCAACAAACCGCUGGCCCGACCCAGCCCACCAUGGAGGGGCAGCGUUCACCCUCGCCCCAGUUUGCUCCCCAGAGGCUGACUGACAAGCCCCCUGUCUCUGUCUCCAUACAGGAUGAUGCUCCUGGAAGGAUGGAUAGGGUUACAGAUGAGAACACGUCAGUGAAGAAAGUUCCCAUUAAGAUUGUUCACUUCGAGAGUGACACUGAAAAAGAAAGUCGACAAUAUCUCGACCUGCCCAUGGAGACCCCUGUCAGCUCUCAAGGACCUGGAGUAACUCCUCUUCAGAGUUUGGGGAACCCGGAUCAUUCAUACUCUCUGUUCUGUACUUACACCAGGCAAAAGGACCAGGGGCCUGGUCUGAGAGAAGCAGAUAUGGGUCCUCUGAAAGACCAGGGUCCACAAACCAACAUGAACCCAGUAUCUUAUACGUUACAUGGCCUGCAGACGGCCCCUUCAUCAGAUCAAAGCAGCAACGGAGUGUCUUCACAUCUCUCGCAGUCAGAUGAUGACGAGAAAAGAAAGGAGCUGGCUAGAGACAUAAUGGACAAGGACAAGUCCCUAAUGGACAUUUUAGACCAGAGUAAGCUGAAGACCACCAUGGAUCUGAUGGAGGGGAUUUUCCCUCAGGGAGAGCAGCUACUGGAGGAGGCCCAACAGCGCAGGAAAGCUGCACCUAAACAGCUCUCUCCUCGCAACUCUGUGGAGAAGAAAGAGGAGGAAAGCCUGGUGGCAGCCACUGCUUUAGUGAGUAAUUCAACCUACUACAGUACAUCUGCACCCAAAGCAGAGCUGCUGAUUAAGAUGAAGGACAUGCAGGAACAGAGUGUGGAGCACAACUCCGAGGAGGAGCUGGAGGAGGACAAUGAAAGUGAUCUUGCCAGCAAGAAGCAUGAUUUGAUUGACAGUCUCAGCAAGAAGUUGCAGGUGCUGAGGGAAGCUCAGGAGAGUCUUCAGGAGGAUGUGCAGGACAACAACGCUCUUGGGGAGGAUGUGGAGGCCAUCGUACAGGGUGUCUGCAAGCCUAAUGAACUUGAAAAGUUCCGUAUGUUCGUUGGAGAUCUCGAUAAAGUGGUCAACCUUCUGCUGUCUCUGUCUGGACGCUUGGCUAGAGUAGAGAAUGCCCUGAACAGCCUGGAGGAAGACGCUUCACUGGAGGAGAGGCGUACACUGACAGAGAAACGCAAACUUCUGAUCCGUCAACAUGAGGAUGCCAAGGAGCUGAAGGAGAAUCUUGACAGGAGAGAACGGGUGGUCUACGACAUCCUGGCCAGCUACCUGUCAGAGGAGAAUAUGGCUGACUAUGAGCACUUUGUGAAGAUGAAAUCAGCCCUUAUUAUAGAGCAACGCAAGCUCGAGGACAAGAUCAAACUGGGGGAGGAGCAGCUCAAGUGUCUGAUGGACAGUCUCCCAAUGGACCAGAGGACAAGCAACUGAGGACUUGAAAAACAGUUCAUGCAGUGAUCCACAGCAACUCGCUUGACGUCGCCCUAAAUAACAGGGUUCCAAAGCAGUCCUUAAUGUGGUCCAUUUACUGCCAAUGGAACUGCAUUCUGCUCCUUGUCUGCCCCGGCAGACAGCAGUUUGGCAAGACUCAUGAAGACCCUGAAAGUGCUGGGCACUUUUAGAUCGUGAUUUGACCAAAUCACCUGUCAGCUGAUCUUAUACUUUCAUGACCUUUCAAUGAUACACAACCCGUAGAAUUAUAUGGUGAAAUAAUAAUAAUUUUUAAAAGAAGCUUUUAAUUUUUUCUCACAUCUGGUUAAAUAGAUCAUGCCCUUUUUGGCCCAAUGUGCUCUCAAAACUUGACACGCUGUACAGUAUGUCUUGCUCACUCACUGUGCUGUAUCUUUGUAACCACUAGAUGGCAAUGAAAGACACCUCAAAAUGUUUAUGCCUGAACGCCAAUACAAACAUUUGUGAUUCAAACAUACACCCAAAUCCCGGUGGCAUAAAGCUUUGCACAUGUAAGCUGUAUUUCUAUUUACUCCAGGCGAUUGUAAUUAACUUCCGAAAGUGACUUUUUGAUGGUGCAUUAUUUCAAUUGACGUGUCACUAUCCUGGUCAUGUUAAAAGUAAAUCAAUUAUAUUUUUAGUAAUUUAUUUUAGCCUUUUGAAUCUUUGUAUAUAACUAGAAUAGGCUAGAAUUGUACUCUUUCACUUUAUUUUAGCCAAGCAAACUACCACUUUAGUCUGCGCGCUUUUUAUAGAUGUAUUUCACCAUACAAUGCAUUGUAACAUCAGCAUUAGGAUUGACUAAGUAUUCCGCUGUUUAAAGAAUCUAGACUUGCAUAAACUCUAAAACAUUAUUUCACUAAGGAUCCAAUGCUUGUCUAUAAAAUACCAGCUGCCUUUUACUCCAAGUCAUGUGUAUGUGUCAUUUAUAAUUUGUUCUGUAAGAUAUUUGUGGUUUGAUGUUUUAUGGGGUCAGAACAGAUUCAAAAUGAAUUUAUUCAAGAGGGAAAAAGAGCAUCAUAUACAACUUACAUCUUACACGGCAUGUAAUAUAUUAAGUAGUGACAAUAUUGCAGAUAGCUAAUGAAAAGCAGCAUCAUGAGUGUAUUGCAUUUGACAUUAUCCCUCUUAAUUAUUAUAUUUCACUGUCACACAAGUGUUUUUCUUAAAAGAUGCAUUGCGUAGAAAAGACAGCAUGUCUGUCUUGAUUGUCGAGUUGAACGUAGCCAAAAUAUAACUGCUCAAAUUCCACAAAUAUGUGAUUUUUAGUUGCUUUACCAGUGACAUUAUUUUGGAGGGCUUUUAAAGCAUGCAAUGAAUUCCUGUCUUUCAUGCGACAGCUCAGGAUGCUCACCAUUACUAUAUACUAUAUACAUUACUAUUACUACUAUUCAUUGUUUCCGAUAACAUUGUAGAAAUAGCACAUGUAUUUGUCAAUCAAGAUUAAUUUAUUCUACAAACAAAAGUGUCUGAUAAUCUGUGAGGUAAAAUACUUUUUAAUAUGACUGUUCCGCUUAUGUAAGUGUACAUCAUUUUAAAUAUAGCAUGAUUAGUUUCUUUUUUUUUAGGUGUUGAACUUUAAUUACAUGGAGUUUUUUCCACAAUCCAGAUCAAAGGAAUGAUGUUUUAGUGUUAUUAUAGUGGCAUGUUCCUACAACAUUAUUUGUA